Messenger RNA from Culex quinquefasciatus (southern house mosquito), 1624 nucleotides. Its product is annotated as folate transporter 1-like. Lineage: Eukaryota; Metazoa; Arthropoda; Insecta; Diptera; Culicidae. The coding region runs from base 26 to 1345 and encodes 439 amino acids. Gene Ontology annotation, cellular component: plasma membrane. The record is from RefSeq and is a predicted model, not a curated record. The transcript has 2 exons. Gene Ontology annotation, biological process: transmembrane transport; vitamin transport. Gene Ontology annotation, molecular function: vitamin transmembrane transporter activity.
UUCAAGUAGCGCGCCGGCUUAUCUCAUGGCACUCUUGGAUGAGUUGAAGUUCGGCGCGAUGGAAAAGUGGCAGCAAAUUUCGCUGGUGUUGUGCAUUUUUGGGUUUUUGAAGGAGUUCCGGCCGAGUGAGCCGUUCGUGUUUCAGUACUUGACGGGGGCGGAGUCCGGGUACAAUGUAACGGUGGACCAGGUCGUGCAGGACGUGUUCCCGAUUGGGACGUACUCGUACGUGGCGCAGCUGGUGGUGGUGUUUCUGAUUACGGACUACUUCCGGUACAAGCCGUUGAUCAUUGUGGCGGGAUUGGCGGGGACCGUGGUUUGGAGUAUGUUCGUGUUGGCGAGGUCACUUGGGGCGUUGCAGGUGCUGGAGGUGUUCUACGGGACUUAUAUGGCGGCGGAGAUUGCGUAUUGGACGUACAUCUACGCGAAGGUGGAUCGACGACACUACCAGAAGGUCACGUCACACAUCCGGUCGGCGACGCAGGCUGGCCGGUUUGUCGCGGCGACCACCUCGCAGGCGUUGAUCUACUCCGGAGCUACGGGCUACCUCGGCCUGAACUACAUCUCGUUGGGAGCGCAACUGGCCACCACGGUUUGGGCCUUCAUGCUACCGCCGGUCCCGGCCAGCAUGUACUUCCACCGGCAGGAAGUUCCCACGGACGAAGAAACGGACCUCCCAAAGCCCCAAUCGACCUGCUCGCGAGCCUCCGAACUCCUCUGGGCACACUUCAAAACCGCCUACACCAACUUCACCGUCAUCCGGUACAGCCUCUGGUACUCCCUCGCCGUAUGUCUCUACUACCAGAUCACCUCCUACGUCCAGGCCCUCUGGUCCGAGAUCGGCGGCCCAGACACGAUGCUCUGGAACGGCGCCGUCGAGGCGAUUCUCACCCUAGCCGGUUCCCUCGUCGCCCUAGCCGCCGGAUUCGUUCCCCAAAAGCUCCUCACCCCCCAAAAUACCAUUCUCGGCCUAUCCGUCAUCGCGAUCGCAGAAGGCUGUGGCCUGCUCCUGGCAACGCGCACCACAACGCUCAUGGCCUCCUACGCCGGUUACACCCUGUUCGGCGUCCUGCACGCCUUCUCGAUCACCCUAGUGAGCGCCGAAAUCGCAAAGCACAUCUCCGACGACAGCUUCGCGCUCGUCUUCGGCAUCAACACGAUGGCCGGACUGGUCGCGCAAACGCUGCUAACGCUCGCCAUCGUCGACAGCGAUGGGUGGUUCGCGCUGGACGUGCGCGGCCAGUUUAGCGUGUACAGCGUGAGCUUCGUCACGAUUGGGGUGCUGUUUGGAGUGUUUGCGCUGGUGGAGGCGGGGAAGAGGAGGCGCGGGAACAUAGCGAGUUGAUGCGCAAAACUUACGUCAAAGUAGGCGGGAAUAAGAGGGUCGCGGCAAAUACGGGUAGCUUUGAUGUGCGAGUGUGUUCAUACAAUGCGACUGAAGGAAAGUUUUCUUUCCAAGAAAGGGGUUAAUCUUGCCAAAAGGGAUCGUUUAUACUGGCUUUUAUUCAUCCAAGCAGGCUGAUUUGCAUGAGGAGGAUAAAUUUGACAUGGCCUGUUGGGAAUCGCUGCAUGGUAGCUCGGAAUAAAGUGAAGAUAAGGGCUCAUUUUUUUCAAAAUUAUUCCU